CUGAAGGCGGGGCGGUGGAACCUGCGGGGCGGUUGAGCGGCGCCGGCGGACAGCGGAGUAUCCGACCGGAGCGACGUGCGAACCGGGGCGGAGCCUGGGGCGGCCUGGAGCCCGGCCGACUCUGCCGCCCGUUAGCAGAGGCCUGGCAGGGCCCUGGAUCCGCUUUUAAGGGUGAGAUCGGGGUAAUUGGGGUCCGGAUCCUGCACUGCUCGACCUCCCGGGCCAGGGCGGGGUGCCAGGCCGCUGUCGACCCCCCCCCCCCACGGUGCAGCUCCUUGUCCAGGGCUGGAUGCACAGAGCCAUGUAAAGACACUCACAUGCUCCAGGUCAGCUGGGUUGUUCAGCCAGUGCUUACCGAGCAUCUCUUCUGUUCCAGGCCUGACGCGGCUGGACCAAGGCAUGAGCUGGCAGCCACGGGGCUGGGCCCGGUAGCAGCGUGGCGUGGGCCAGGCCAGCACCAUGAAGCUGCUGGUGGCCAAGAUCCUGAGCAUGGUGGGCGUAUUCUUCCUCAUGCUGCUGGGUGCCCUGCUGCCCGUGAAGGUCAUCGAGACUGACCUGGAGAAGGCACAUCGCUCCCGGAAGGUUCUUUCCCUCUGUAAUACCCUCGGAGGCGGAGUCUUCCUGGCCACCUGCUUCAAUGCGCUGCUGCCCUCUGUGCGGGAGAAGCUGCAGAAAGUGCUGAGUCUGGGCCACAUCAACACCGACUACCCGCUGGCCGAGACCCUCCUGAUGCUCGGCUUCUUCCUGACCGUCUUCCUGGAGCAGCUGGUGCUGACCUUCCGCAAGGAGAAGCCGUCCUUCAUUGACCUGGAGACCUUCAACGCAGGCUCAGACGUGGGCAGCGACUCGGAGUACGAGAGCCCGUUCAUGGGCGCCGGCCGGGGCCAUCCGCUCUACCUGGAGCCGGGCCCGCAUGGCCACCACCGCGGCCUGAGCGUUCGGGAGCUGUCCCGCGCCCGGCCGCUGCGCCUGAUCAGCCUGGCCUUCGCCCUGUCGGCCCACUCCAUCUUCGAGGGCCUGGCACUGGGCCUGCAGGAGGAGGGCGAGAAGGUGGUGAGCCUGUUCGUGGGCGUGGCCGUUCACGAGACGCUGGUGGCCGUGGCCCUGGGCAUCAACAUGGCCCGGAGCACCCUGGCCCUGCGCGACGCCGCCAAGCUGGCUGUCACCGUGAGCGCUAUGAUCCCCCUGGGCAUCGGCCUGGGCCUGGGCAUCGAGAGCGCCCAGAGCAUGGCUAGCAGCGUGGCGUCCGUGCUGCUGCAGGGCCUGGCGGGUGGCACCUUCCUCUUCGUCACCUUCUUUGAGAUCCUAGCCAAGGAGCUGGAGGACAAGAGUGACCGGCUGCUCAAGGUCCUGUUCCUGGUGCUGGGCUAUGCCGUGCUGGCCGUCAUGGUUUUCUUGAAGUGGUGACCCCCGGCGGGGCACACAUGGACACACACACACACACACACACACACACACACACACACACUCCGGACCAAGUCACCCCCCAGACCCCCAACACCCUGCUUCAGGGCACUGAGCCUUCCUACUCUAAAAAAAUUCUUAAAUAGUCACCAAA
Suncus etruscus (white-toothed pygmy shrew) is the source of this 1558-nucleotide messenger RNA. It is a transcript of the gene SLC39A3, whose product is annotated as solute carrier family 39 member 3. Gene Ontology annotation, biological process: zinc ion transmembrane transport. Bases 460 to 1407 code for a protein of 315 amino acids. Lineage: Eukaryota; Metazoa; Chordata; Mammalia; Eulipotyphla; Soricidae. Gene Ontology annotation, cellular component: plasma membrane. The record is from RefSeq and is a predicted model, not a curated record. The transcript has 4 exons. Gene Ontology annotation, molecular function: zinc ion transmembrane transporter activity.